Camponotus floridanus (Florida carpenter ant) is the source of this 2943-nucleotide messenger RNA. RefSeq names its product protein I'm not dead yet. Gene Ontology annotation, biological process: citrate transport; monoatomic anion transmembrane transport. The record is from RefSeq and is a predicted model, not a curated record. Gene Ontology annotation, cellular component: membrane. NCBI's taxonomy places the organism in Eukaryota, Metazoa, Arthropoda, Insecta, Hymenoptera, Formicidae. The coding region runs from base 341 to 2080 and encodes 579 amino acids. The transcript has 10 exons. Gene Ontology annotation, molecular function: citrate transmembrane transporter activity; succinate transmembrane transporter activity.
AAAAGAUAUCUGAUCUAAAUAUUAUGUUGAAUUAUAAACAGCAUUUUGCAACAGAUAUUGGGGCUGAUUGAUCAGUGAUUAUCGAUCGUGUCUUUUGAGUUUUCAUUUCGAUCACCAAUGAGUACAAAACUUACUUAAGAAUGAUAGACAUCAUUAUUGAUCGAUGACUACAUCCUCGGCUGAAACGGAUGAUGGCUGUGCAAUAUUGAUAAUACAUAUAUGUACGUACGAAUGUGUACGUACGAAUUAUUAUCAAAUAAAAAUCUAUCGUAUUCUUGGCCACUCUCGAACUCACAAUCAGUACUACUCAGCUUCAUCUGUCAGCAAGAUUUAAGAGACAAUGGCCAACAGAUCGGAAGAUCCAUACCCGGAGAUUACUGAGUCCGGAGGAAAGGAAAAAGAAAGAGGAAAAACUAUAGGAUUUGGCAGAUUAUUACUAAAGUUCUUAGCCAUUUAUUGGCGAUCUUUUGUCGUAAUAAUAUGGCCAUUAAUUCUGAUCCCGAUACUGACACUCGAGAGUGAAAAGCCUCUAGCGAUGAAAUGUUUAUAUGUUGUUGCGUUGAUGGCGAUGUUCUGGGUGACUGAAGUCUUACCAUUGCCCGUUACGGGCAUGAUCCCGGUGGUCCUGUAUCCACUGAUGGGCAUCAUGUCCACCAAUGAGACCUGCGAGUGCUAUAUGAACGAUACCACGAUGAUGUUUCUGGGCAGUUUGGUAAUUGCAGUGGUCAUCGAGAACUCUGGUUUGCACAUGCGAAUAGCACUACUCAUCAUCAAGACUGUCGGUUGUAGUCAUCGAAGGCUAACAUUAGGUCUGUUUUUCGUGACAAUGUUUAUCUCGAUGUGGAUCUCGAAUACCGCUGCCACAGCCAUGAUGAUACCCAUAAUAGAAACGGUUCUAAUAGAACUUGAAGCGCAAGGACUCGGGAAUAUGUUCAUCCAAAGAGAGAAUGCAGUCGAGGAAGGCACGGAAACAAAUAAAAGACCGACGCACAGCACCAUGGUGUAUUAUCUCGUCGCGGCUUAUGCAUCCAGUCUAGGUGGCAUCGGUACCAUUGUUGGCAGCGGCACCAACUUAACUUUGAAAGGCUUUCUAGAAAAACGUUUUCCCAACAGCCCCGGCAUAAAUUUCGCUGCCUGGAUGUUAUACUCAGUACCACCUAUGCUGCUAAUGAGCUUUCUCACAUGGUUGUGGCUGCAAGUGAUGUACAUGGGUCUCUUUAGGCCAAAGAGCAAGGAUGCCCGCGCUAUAGACAUCGGUCAGCAGGGUGAGCGUGUCGCGACGAAGGUCAUCGAAAAGAGAUACAAGGAACUCGGAUCGAUUACAUGGCAUGAAUCCUCAGUGGGUAUUUUAUUUAUUCUCGUGGUGCUCCUAUGGUUCUUCAGGAGCCCCGGAUUCAUGCCAGGCUGGGCUGCUUAUAUCACGAAUUUGCGUGUCAAGGAUUCAACAGCGGCCAUGUGCGUGACGAUAUUGUUCUUCAUCAUUCCAUCAAAGCUCGACUUUCUGCAUGCGUUUGACAAAAAUCCACAUAAACGGCCUACGAAACCAUCUCCUGGCCUGAUAACAUGGAAGAUGAUCAACCAAAAAAUGCACUGGAGCCUGAUAUUUGUACUAGGCGGUGGAUUCGCCAUCUCCGCAGGUAGUACUACAUCGGGUUUAUCAGCGAUGCUUGGUCAGUCCUUAACUGGUUUGCAGAAGAUCAAUAAAUUGGCGAUAUUGCUGAUCGUCUGCUUCUUUGCUGAGAAUGUGACGGAAUUGACAGCUAACGUGGCUGUCGCGAAUAUUAUACUACCAGUAUUAGCAGAAAUGUGUAUAGCCAUCACAAUACAUCCUUUGUAUCUGAUGCUGCCGGCAGCUAUCUGCUGUUCGUUCUCAUUUCAUCUACCGGUAGGCACCCCACCGAACGCGAUCGCCAGUGCCGCAGGUCAUAUAAAAACAAAGGACUUUAUGAUCGCCGGUAUUGGACCCAGCAUCAUUACACUCGUCAUUACUGUGGGAGCAUUCUCCAUGUGGGGAUCGUAUGUAUUCAAUCUAUCGGAGUUCCCCGAGUGGGCAAAUAACAGUACUCAAGGUACUCGGUAGUCAGUACAGCCUUCCGAUAUUUAUUUAUAUUUUUGUGUUCUAUCGAACGCAUGUUUCUACAACGAUAAGAGAUUACUACUCGCACAUAACAACGCCGAAUAUUCUCAUCACAAAGAUUCGAUCUCUUUAUAGAUAUUUACUUUUAAACUUUUUCCAAAGAUAUUUGAUGUUUUAAAUUUUAAGGAAUAAACUCGCACAAUUGCGAAUCUCAACUCCCACAGCAGGAAUAGACUGUGGAUCGUACUAUGUACGUGUCGUAAAAACGAAAAUUGUUGAAUAUGAUAAGAAGGGUAUGUCCUUAGAAUAAUUUCGCACAUGGGAUAUUAUUUUUAUAUGAAAUAUAUAAUGAUACAAGAACGAAUUUUCAAAUGAGGAAUCCAUUUUCAUAUCUGUCUCGUUGGAAAACCAUUGACAAUAUUAAUAUUUAACUAAUCAAAAAAUCUAUAAACAUUUGUUUAUAUGUAUCAAGUAUAUUGUAGUUAUUAGAAAUUUAGAAUCAGAAACUGAAUUGAUCAGUCAAUGCAUAUCAAUUUCUAAAUAUUUCAUUUCUCUUGAAUCUUGUCACUCCGUGAUUUAUGGAUCAUUAGCAAGAUUGUAAUAUGUGUAUUUUUAUUGUAAUAUUUUCCGUAAUGGCCAUCACACAUAAAAUUCCAUAAGCACAUAAAACGUAAGCGUAAGAAAAUCGGCCAAUCACGGUUGAGUAUUGGCUUCUUGGAGGGGUCAAUAUUGGUUGGUCGAUUUUUUUACGCUUAUGUUUUACGUGCUUAUGGAAUUUUAUGUGUGAUGGCCAGAAGUGAUGUAACUUUUCUACUAAUGGAAGAGAUCAAAAAAUGAUAUUGACAAUAAAUAUGAUCAAAUUCUUU